Acytostelium subglobosum LB1 is the source of this 618-nucleotide messenger RNA. RefSeq lists its product as hypothetical. The coding region runs from base 1 to 618 and encodes 205 amino acids. The record is from RefSeq and is a predicted model, not a curated record. The transcript is spliced from 2 exons. Lineage: Eukaryota; Evosea; Eumycetozoa; Acytosteliales; Acytosteliaceae.
AUGGCACAAAGUAAUAGCAAUAAUAAUGGCAAUGGCACUGGUAAUGGCCAUGGCAAUGGACAUGUCAAUGGACAGGAUGGCGAUGAACCUGAACUUAUAGGUAGACAGAUGACAAAUGAAGAAUUUCAAGCUAUGAGACAAAAGGCAUUCGAGGAUGCUGAACUCAGGAUUGUUACAAUGGCAAGAGAUGAAGUCGAUACAUUGGUACCCCUGCUCACACAGAACGUCUCAAAGGUUGACGAACUACUUAGACACGGUGAUGACAAAGACCAACUCAACAUCGCUCCACUCUGCAGUCUCGUCGUCGUUAUCAACCUAAUGCUCAAGGAGGAUCUCUGCAGCUAUCGUGAAGCGAGACAACAAGGUUGCUCAUCGGGACAGGCACUGGUGGAGGCGAUUCAAUCAUUUGAUACAAGCAGGGUGAGCCACCAUGCUUAUGAGUUGUUGGGUAGCUACUUCACAUCGUACGAGGAUACACUACAUAAGGAGUUCACAGAGGAGGAGGUGGCAAAGUUUGGCGACGCUGCCACUGCACUCUUCCGCUGGGCCGACAACAUCUACACGAUACUCACUGUGCGAUUCGAUGAUCCAAUGGACCAAGAAGAGGACGACUCCUAA